Messenger RNA from Cygnus atratus (black swan), 1068 nucleotides. It is a transcript of the gene POLD4, whose product is annotated as DNA polymerase delta 4, accessory subunit. The record is from RefSeq and is a predicted model, not a curated record. The coding region runs from base 49 to 459 and encodes 136 amino acids. Gene Ontology annotation, molecular function: DNA-directed DNA polymerase activity. The transcript is spliced from 4 exons. Gene Ontology annotation, biological process: DNA-templated DNA replication; DNA synthesis involved in DNA repair. NCBI's taxonomy places the organism in Eukaryota, Metazoa, Chordata, Aves, Anseriformes, Anatidae. Gene Ontology annotation, cellular component: delta DNA polymerase complex.
CUUCCGGGGGGGGCGGGAGAGGCAGAGCGGCGGGGAACGCGCGGGGCCAUGGAGCGCACCGGGCUCAUCACCGACUCCUUCCCACGGCGGCACCGGCGGCCGGGGCGCGCCGAGAGCAAGGACGGCUCCGCGGCGCGGCGGGGGGAGCGCGGCAAGGGGCGGGGGCGGCGGGCGGGGCCCGCUGUCGUUCCGCCCCCCCGCCCCCCGCCCUUACCCACGCAGGAGGCCGCCCAGGAGCCCCCGUCGCCCCCCCGGCCCCCCCCGGAUCUCCUGGACAUGCUGCGGCGCUUCGACCUGGCCUGGGAGUACGGCCCCUGCACGGGCAUCACCCGCCUGCAGCGCUGGGAGCGGGCGCAAGCACUGGGACUGAGCCCCCCGUUCCCAGUCCGCGAUGCCCUCCUGGAGCACUGCGAUGACCCCGCAGUCACCUACAGCCUCUGGCAUGAGUACGGGCUCUGAGCCAGCGGAGGGACGUGGAGUAAAGGCUGGCGUGGAUGAGGUGGCUGCAGCGUGGCGUGUGCGCUGGGGGAAGCGAGCCGAGAGGCUGUGCGGGCACAGAGCUUGAUGCCAGCACCGGGGUCCUGCGGCAUGACACCCGGUGGCAUCGUGCCGCAGGACCCCGGUGCUGGCUAGCCUCCCCUGCCCUGUGUGGGGAUGAUGGCAGUGGCGAUGCAAGGCGCCUGGUAGCAAGGAUGAGAGCUCAAGGGGGAACGGGGAUGGGAGGUAGAGGGGUGCUGGCAGGGGGCUUGCAGGUGAGAAGAGGGACAGUGGGGGGGAAGAAGGACAGCUAAGGAGGAGAAGGGAUGCAGGCAGAGGUGUCCCUUCCUAGGUGACCAUACCGCGCAUCCCCCAUAGAGCUGAGGUGACCAGGGUAGUGGCAAUGCCAGAAACAUUUGGAUGGGGCCAUUUGGACGGCCCACGGGAGCCUGCAUCGCGUCUGCCUCCCAGAGGCAUUGGGGGGGGGGGGGUUAGUCCUGUGGGAUUCAUUUGAUUAUUAGUAGUUUCGCUGUUUAAUAGCGUGCAGAAUUGUGUAAGCACAAAUUAAUAAAAGAGUGAGUUUGUUAAUUA